Molecule: messenger RNA, 1839 nt
Organism: Penicillium coprophilum
Lineage: Eukaryota; Fungi; Ascomycota; Eurotiomycetes; Eurotiales; Aspergillaceae
Product: FAD binding domain-containing protein
Exons: 3
Coding region: 1-1839 (612 amino acids)
Molecular function (GO): FAD binding
Source: RefSeq, a predicted model, not a curated record
AUGGGAGCUUUCAAGUCCCAGAGAACAGAUGUCCUUAUUGUAGGAGCUGGUCCUGCUGGAUGCAUGGCUGCCGCGACUUUACAAAGAUACGGUAUCGAUUACUGCUUGAUUGACAAACGGCCUACAAGGACCCAAACUGGGCAUGCCAGUGCAUUUCAACCCCGCACUCAAGAGAUACUGCAGACAAUGAACUUACUUCAUGAUCUUGACAAGAAGGGUCAUCGGCUUACCGAAACAUCCUUUUGGGUGCGUGAUAGUGCUGGGGCUUUGGUUAGGAGCUUUACCGGCGUCGAGGUAGUCCACCCUACACCCUACAAGUACCUUUUCAAUACCGACCAAGGUAUGACAGAAGCUAUUUAUGAAGAUUAUCUGAUGUCCAAGGGGCAAAAGGUGCAGCGUUUUAUGGAAUUGCUUCAUUAUGAACACAAUCCAGACGAAGCCGAAUGGCCUCUCACAGCAUAUAUAAAAAACAAUGCUAGCGGAGCCAUUGAAGCUUGGUUGACAAAGUACAUUCUGGGCUCUGAUGGGGCACGAAGCGCUACGCGCCGAGCGGCAGGUGUACAAUCAUCCUCGCAGGGCGGCGAAGAUGUUUGGGCCGUGGCAGACGUCUAUGUUGACACGAACUUCCCUGACUAUAGACGACGCUGCGCCAUUCGAACCCCAGAUGGUGGCUGUAUGCUGAUUCCUCGCAAGGAUGAGGGGCUCCGGAUAUUCCUCCAAGUGGAUGAAAAGAAUCAGGAGGUUGUCGACGCAGGCAGAGAUCGUGCACUCGAUGCUCUUUGUGAAAACAGCUCUUUCAAGCUCACCGAGACAGUUCAGUCGCACAUCAGCAAAGUCAUUCACCCUUACCAAAUGAAUAUCACUGAUAUUGUUUGGAUUAGCCAAUAUCGUGUUACCCAGCGAGUUGUUCAUAAUUUUUCUGAUCACACCGGGCGGGUUUUCCUUCUUGGAGAUGCAUGCCACACACACAGCCCCAAGGCGGGACAGGGAAUGAACGUUAGUAUUUCUGACGCAUAUAACCUCACGUGGAAACUGGCGCUUGUUAUGAAAGGUGUUGCAAAUUCCGCCUUGCUCGAAACAUACGAACAAGAGAGACUUUGGGUUGCACAACAGCUUAUCGAGUUCGAUGCCCUGUUUGCUCGUCAAUUUGGACAGAAAGAUAAGCUUGAAAGCCAGAAUCUCCGCGAAACGUGGGAAAUGGGACAUGGUUUCACUAGUGGAUGUGGAUAUGAAUACCCUUCAAGCCUGCUUGUCAAUCCCGACGUCCGAACGCCAAUCAAUAACCAAGCAGCGGAGCCACUGGUGCCGGGAAAACGUCUUCUACCUAUUGAUCUCAUUCGACACAUUGAUGGAAAUCAUGUUCGCUUGCUCGAUGUCAUGCCGUCCAACGGCAGAUUCCAUUUAUUUGUUUUUGCGGGUAAUCUUCCUCUUUCGUCGACUGUGGAGAACCUCGGGAACUCCUUGAAUUCCCCUCAGUCUCCAAUGAGUCUCUUCAAUCUUCUACCAUUGGAACUCAUGGAGCGUUUCCACCAUGAAGACAUUACCACAGACUCAAUUCCUUCCACGAACAAGUCCUAUUUCCUUGACCUUUUCUUCAUUCAUUCAAAGAAUCAUCUUGAUCUUUCAUUGGGAGAUCUUCCCGCUCCAUUUUCUACCAAAUGGCCAAUGCAGAUAUAUUCCGACAUCAGUGGUGCCGCUCAAAGCCAGCUUGGCGUCCCUGAAGAAUCUGGUGCUCUGGUAGUGGUGAGACCCGAUGGCUAUAUUGGCCUUGUCACUGGCUUGGACCAACUGGAAGACGUGACUUCCUAUUUCGAUGGUUUUAUGCUGAGGCGCGUUUAG